AUGAGCAAGGUUAACUUGAAAGUCGUAAAAGAAAUCGUCAGCACUCUUGUUGAAAAAGUAGUCGACAGCGAGAACGGCAAGAUGGAAAAGGAAGAGAGUAAUGUCGUGUGGCAUGAGGAGGGACAACCAUAUCGUGAUCAAGUCAAGGUUGAGGUCUCGAACAAGCAUUUGGUGAGUUAGUUAUAUAGAUUAUUUAUCGUUCUUUUUUAGUUGCUGACUGAUAAUGAUGUCCUCCCAGAGGUAAAGCUUGAAAGCGAGGAAGUCGAUGUCGAUGCUCUCGUAGCUAAAGAAUUAUCACAGCUGUCGAUCUCGCGUCAAAAAAGAGCCAGAAAUUGUAAAUUGAAAAAGAAAAUACGGGAAACGUGGGAUGCUAAGGAACUGAUUCACAAAUUUGAGAUUCCCUCAACAUCCAGAGAAAAUCCUGAUCAAAGCGGACAGUUUAAUGUCCAUAUUCUUCAAUGUUUGCAAGCAAUAACAAGGUAAUAAUCUUUAUUCUUAAAUCUCUUAAAAUUGGUAUAUUUUAAACGUCUCUCUUGUUUUAAUUGAUCUUUUUUAUCGUUUUGCAUUCUUUCAGCAUUUCCGAGCGAAUACCCGAGUCGAAUGAUGAUCUCGACGACUACAGAUUAUCCGUGGCAAUUUACACUAUCAGUCAGCUUACGGAUGUGAAUAAAGAGCUAUCUUGGAGAGUGCAAGCUCUGGGUGAUAUGCUGAAUCGAUCAUUACGAGAGGUCAAGAUGUUUAGGUUGGUUCUUUUUUACAUGUUUAUUCGUUUUAGAGUUGCCCUGGAUAGAACUAGUGGCGAACUAAAAGAUGAGAUAGAUCUCCUGAGGAAGACUACUAUUAACACGUUGAGGAGAAUAAUUGAAAGUGAUUUGGCAAGAAAAGAGAAGAUGCAAUUGCAAUGGAGUGAAGUCAAGAGUUUCAUUCACAAGAAGAAUAAAAGGAUAACUGAAUUAUCUGUGCGUUCUUUGAAUGAGUUAUAUGAAAAUAUGGAGGAUUCCUGAAUAAUCCGUGAUUUCAGGAGCAACUAUCAGGUGUUGACGUUGAUAUUGGUUUCCUGUUGGCUUCACAUAAGGAAAGAAUUGAAGCAGCAUGUGUAGCCGAAAGAAAUUAUUUUCAAGCAGCUGAAAGAGUCGAAGAUCUGGAGCUAGAAUUGAAAGAAAAGAGUAAAUUAGGUAAGUUUUUGUUGGUGUAAAUGUCAUCGAGUGUACGGUGUUAUAAAUGAAACUUUUUCUUUUAGUUGACUCUAAGCUUUGCGCGAAAUGUUCAUCAUCACAAGACGAAUCUGACGAUCAACGACGGGACCGAGAAGAGAGAGAACUAAAGAGACUCGAACAGCGAAAACAGUUCGAAGUCACAGAAAAAAGAAAGUUCGAAGACGCCCAACGAGUUGGAGCUGCUCUUCAGAAGCAUGUCAAAGCAGCGUUUGAAAAUCUAGGGCCCCCGAAGGGACCUGCCCCAUGGCACAAUGAAACCAGGAGGCCAGAACAACCACAAACCAAUCAAUCUUCCAGUCAGCCAAUGUUUAAGGCUGGCCAUGUACCUCAGGAAAUGUUUGACGUCAUGAAAAUGAGACUGGAGGAGGUGAAAAUCAUUGUUUUAAUCAUUGAUUACCUUAUAUUAUUUCUUUCAGAAGGAGCAAGAAGUCGCAACUCAAGAACGAAUGAAUCAGAUAUUGACUAAGGACGUGGAAAAGUAUCAACAAGCUCAAGAAAAGACAAAAAAUCAGUUGGAAGCGUUAAUAAAUAAGAAUGAUGAAUUGCAGAAAAUGGUCGAAAAACUAACAAAGGAGUUGGAGGAGGCAAAGAAACUGGCAAAGCCGACACCAGUUACUCCAAAACGAGAAAAGAAAGGUAGGAUCUGCGGGUUUGGGGUUACCCGUUUUUGCAGAUAUUCCAGAGAUUACUGUAUCAACAACUAAUGGAGUAAAAAACCAGAAGAAAAAGAACAACGACGUAAAGAAGAAAGGCAAUACGCCUCAGAAGGCUUCGGUCUCUCCAGAACCCAUGUAUUUUAGAAAUGCUGACAGGAAGAGGUUGGCUCCACCACCUCUCACUCCUCCAACUUUGCGCCCGCCCCAUCCUCCGCCAUACUACAGAGAGGUAAAGAGUUGAAUCUUUGUAAUAUUCACUUUUUUGCGGGUCUGAUCUAUACAUAUUUCUUAAAGGAUAUGCGACAAGUGUCUCCGAAUUUCGACGAUGGAAUGAAUCCGAAUAUGCACUUCUCGCCUGGAUUCAGAGCCCCGAUGGGAAUGGGACCACCAAGGGAAGCCUGGAAUGGACCCCCGAGAAGAGGAGGCCCCUUCCCCUCACUAAUGCCUCCGGCCCGUCAAGAACCGCCGUGGACAAUGGGCGUCCGAGGUCCCCCUAACCCUUCGUCUUGGUUAACUUCAAGACGCUAA
Bursaphelenchus xylophilus (pine wood nematode) is the source of this 2401-nucleotide messenger RNA. Lineage: Eukaryota; Metazoa; Nematoda; Chromadorea; Rhabditida; Aphelenchoididae. The record is from the annotation of a GenBank genome assembly.